GUCCCAAACAGGUCAUAAAAUGGCGUAAACAAAACCUCAAACUCUGCAGAAUCUUCAGUGAACACUAUUUUUGUAUAAUUGUGACUUAGCUAUUCUAAACAUCAUGCGUAUGUUAUGUGUCAAAAACUUCAUCAAUGGAGAGUUUGUGUCUACAGACAACUUUAUUGACAGUUUUAAUCCGGCGACAGGCGAUGUUUGGGCGCAGAUUCCAGACAGUGGGAGAGAAGAAGUUGGCGCGGCAGUACUGUCAGCUAAACAAGCGUUCACAGGCUGGUCACAUACACCUGUCGGGGAACGCUCCAAGAUUGUGAACAAGAUUGCUGACAUUCUGGAAUCCCGAAUUGACGAGUUUGCGGAGUUGGAGUCACAUGACCAGGGUAAACCAGUCUGGUUGGCUAAAGCUGUGGACAUCCCUCGAGCUGUCCAUAACUUCCGAUUCUUUGCAUCAUGCAUUCUCCAUGAACUGAAUAGAUCCAGUGUAAUGGACGAUGCUGAGGCUGUCAACUACACCGUCAAACAGCCGGUGGGCGUGGCAGGUCUCAUCAGCCCCUGGAACCUCCCACUAUACCUCCUGACAUUCAAAAUUGCUCCAGCAAUCAUAACUGGCAACACCAUCGUUGCCAAGCCAAGCGAGAUGACAUCGGUGACUGCAUUCAAACUGUGUGAAGUAUUCAACGCUGCAGGUCUACCUCCGGGAGUGAUUAAUGUUGUGUUUGGUUUGGGAUCCAAGGCGGGGCAGGCGAUUGUGACACAUCCAGAUGUCCCCAUAGUGUCGUUCACAGGGGGCACAGUCACAGCAGAAACUCUCCGUAAAUCUGCAGCACCAUUCUCCAAAAAACUGUCCCUCGAGCUUGGAGGCAAAAACCCAGCUGUUAUAUUCAGUGAUGCUGACCUGGACAAGUGUGUUCACACCACCAUCAGGUCGAGUUUCCUGAACCAGGGGGAGAUUUGCCUCUGCACCAGUAGGCUGUAUGUCCACCAGGACAUCUACAAGGACUUUGUGGACAGAUUUACCCUAGCAGCCAGUGAGCUGGUUGUUGGUGAUCCCCAAGAUGUCAACACUUUUACCGGUGCCCUCAUCAGCAAGGAGCACCUUGCAAAGGUCAAGGGAUACGUGGAGGUGGCCAGGUCAGAUGGGGCCACUGUCCUGUGUGGGGAUGGUGUGAAGGAACUGGAUCUGCCAGAGAAAUGUAGAAAUGGCUACUUCAUGAGGCCAACGGUCAUCACAAACGUCACUGAUGAUUCCCGCCUGAUGACUGAAGAAAUCUUCGGCCCUGUGGCCUGCAUUGUUCCAUUUGAGACAGAGGAAGAGGUAGUCCGUCGUGCUAACAGUGUCAAGUAUGGUCUGUGUGCUACUCUCUGGACCCAGAAUGUCAGCCGACUACACCGAAUAGCUCAGAGGCUACAGGUUGGUACCGUGUGGGCCAACUGCUGGCUUGUGAGAGACCUCAACAUGCCCUUUGGAGGAACAAAGGAGUCCGGCAUUGGACGAGAGGGAGCCAAAGACUCCAUCGAGUUCUUCACCGAGGAGAAGACAAUAUGUGUCAAGAUGUGAAUGGUACAUGCUGACUGAAAGAUGGGGGAUGGGGGAUGGAAACACGGAUCUAAGAACUGUCUAGACAAUAACAUGGAUAAUUUAGAGGAGUUGACACAGUAAUACCAAAUUGAAAUCCUACCUCAAAGCAGAUAGACACAGACAUACCUCUCAAAAUUAUCAUUAAGUUAUCAUUCGCAUAUUAUUAAUAUCAAAGAUGAAUGUUCGUAGUGUUUGACUAUUAAUAACAUUGGGUUUUCUCGUCUAGAUAGAGCUAUUGAUCAUGUGCAGUGUCUCAGGCCUCAGUUGCAUGUAAACGUAUUGAAGCUAUUGUUGUGUUCACAUUUACAAAUGGCCAUGGUACCAUGUGCCCGGUUUUAUCCCCGGCCACAGUUAACUUGUGAAAUGUUUAUCUGUUGUGUACUUUGCAUAGCAGGAUUUUCAUAUUAUUUUUAACGCAUGCUGUAUAUUCCAGUUCACGAGCAAGAAUUGGGGGCACCGGUGACACAGUGAUUGCUCAGUGAACAGACUCCACUGUUCACGUGUUCGAAUCCAAUAUUUACCCCAUAAUGAUGCUUGGUGUUGAGAUGUACACAUGCUAGUGGUGAAUGUCUAUGACCUGUCUCACUCUUGGGCUAUCAAAUUCAUAUAACAUUAAGCUGACAUUGCUCAAAGCUAGUGACAAACCCUACUCACUCUCUAGUUAGAACCAAAAGACUGCUUUCAGUGCCAGAUCCAGUGCUGGGAUGCUAGGAUGCCUGACUGCUUGAAGCACAGUAACCAUGUUGAUGUGAACAAAAACAUGUAAUUACUCAUUCGGUGACAUGUUUUCAACAAAAGUAACAACUAAUUGAUUCGCUAAGAAACGAAAAAUAUUUCGUGAAUUAUCAUUAUCCAAUCUCUUAGGGUGAUAAUUGAGAUUGGUUAUUAUCUGGCAUUUACAGUUUAUAUUGACAAAUUUUUUAUGCAUCCCCCAUUUUAAAAAAGCUGUAUCCACGCUUGGAAUUAAUUUAGCAUGUCUUUCACAACAAUGAAUAUAUUGUUUGGAUUAGGUACAGCUAAACACUUGUGUCGAUGUUGAAAUAAAUACUCAAGUUAUCCUAGGUUCGACACAACCGAAAAUGAUGAAUAAAGAAGGCAUACCCAGAGACCAAACUUUUACUUCGAGACAAGAGUAAGUUUGAGACAUCAAGGUUGGACACAACAGAGUUUAACUGUAUAUGUAAGCACGAGAUACAGCUACAUCCAUCCUGUGUGGGAAGAAAUCAUGGCAUGGAGUACAACACCAACCAUAUUGUUUCAAGUAUUCUGUUCAAAUUAGAGGCCUUGAAUGUAAGAUUUGUGUGGAGUGGUCAGCACUAUUCAUCAGGGAGCAGAGCUGGGCUACCUGGGUUCAUUAAACAAUAUUCCUUGUUCAUACUUGAGCAGGAUUGUCUAGGGGCCCUUGUCUUAGCCCCAAUGUUCAUAGGUGAAAGAUUUCAGGGUCCCUAGAUUUUAUACAGUGGAGGACCCACUUAUUUUAAACACUCCUGGUGUACACUCUCCGGGGGUGGGGUUACCUAGUGGUUAAUGCACAUAUGGCCUGGGUUCGAUUCCCACAUGGGUACAGUCAGUAUUCUGGGUCUGAGUGGAGUAUUCAUGUUAAACUGCAGCAAGUUAUCUCAGUGGGAUAGCGCUAUAAAUCGACAUUUAAUAGCCAUGUGCAUGCACUUUGCUAUAUAGGUGCAAUAAUCUUGAAUCAAUGUUAAACCCCAUUACACCUCACCACCUACUGGGUAUUGUUGGUGAGAGGAAAUUAAUGUUCUUGGAAUUGAGUAGGGCAGGAUGUUUCUGUUAAUCUUAAACCAGGCCAUUAUAUUUCUUGUUUAACCGUAGAGUCAUAAGAAAACAAGAAACAAAAAUAAAAAAACAAAACUUUAUUUUAGUCAUAGAUUGUUUAUUUCACAGAUAUAUUUGUGGUGAGUUUAGCUCUAUUGUUAAGUCCAAGACCCUGUUAUAGGAAAUAAUUUAAGUUCCCUUGAGUUCAACAGAUGGUUUGAAACUGAUGCUUUUAUGCUAAAAAAUAAGGACUUACAUUUUCUGGGUGGUGGGGGCUGCCAGGGGUGUUUCUACAAUUUGCUAAAAUCAUUCUUCACCAGAAAAAAGGAGCUGUAUCUUAUGGAUAUUUUUUAUUUGGCCACUUUCAGCCUGUGCUUACUCUGUUUUCCUUAUCUUGAUAUCACAAUAUUGAUGGCAAUAAUUCAUCAAUUAUAUCUACAUGCUGAUACUGGUGUAAAUAUUUUUAAAUAUCAAUUUAUAUUUUGUGUCAGUUUAUUGAAGUUAUUGUUUUGUUUAUGCCAUUAAAGCUUCAUGGAAUUCCA
This is a messenger RNA of Haliotis rufescens (red abalone), 3894 nucleotides long. RefSeq names its product 2-aminomuconic semialdehyde dehydrogenase-like. The transcript has 10 exons. Gene Ontology annotation, molecular function: oxidoreductase activity, acting on the aldehyde or oxo group of donors, NAD or NADP as acceptor. The record is from RefSeq and is a predicted model, not a curated record. The coding region runs from base 104 to 1555 and encodes 483 amino acids. NCBI's taxonomy places the organism in Eukaryota, Metazoa, Mollusca, Gastropoda, Lepetellida, Haliotidae.